Hyaloscypha bicolor E is the source of this 1731-nucleotide messenger RNA. RefSeq lists its product as uncharacterized. Gene Ontology annotation, molecular function: RNA binding; protein binding. Gene Ontology annotation, cellular component: intracellular membrane-bounded organelle. Gene Ontology annotation, biological process: RNA modification. The transcript is spliced from 2 exons. Lineage: Eukaryota; Fungi; Ascomycota; Leotiomycetes; Helotiales; Hyaloscyphaceae. The record is from RefSeq and is a predicted model, not a curated record. The annotation marks the transcript as partial.
AGACAGGAAUGGAUUGAGUCCAGAGGUGUCAGGCCUGCUUGGAGGGAGAAAGCAGGGGUGGCAUCCAGCAUCGAUCGAGAAACUGCCCAGGAGCUCAAACACUUGCAGGACCCCCUUAAGCUGGCCGAUUUUAUACGAAGAAAACUUCAGCAAGGCAAUUUCGAAGACGCGCAGAAGUUUGUGCGAGCUGCAAGCAAACAUUCACAAUGCAUCGUCAGCUGGAAUCAUUUGAUCUCUUGGCAGCUGAGCAAAGGCUCCCUGAAAGCGGCUCUCAAGACCUACAACGAGAUGAAGAAGCGGGCACAGUUCCCUGACGGACACACUUAUUCUAUAAUUUUCAACGGCUGCUCAAUGCAUCCUUCCCCCGAUCACGCACUGGGCAAAGCGUUACCAAUAUACCAUUCGAUGAGUAGCGAGAAGUCGCCAAUCAAGCCGACUGUGGUACACGUUAAUGCCCUUCUUAAACUGUGCGCGCGAGCGCUGAAUACGGAGGCCUUACUCGCAAUUGUUGCUGAGAUGCCAUCCAAAGGAGUUGGGUCUCCAAACAAUCUGACCUAUACGACCGUUUUCAAUGCAUUACGCUUCUUUGCUACUGGUGGUAUGCGAGACACUCAUACACCCAUGCUGAAAAGGCAGAAUAGCGAGAAAGCAAUGUUAGAAGCGCGCCACAUAUGGGUUGAGAUAACGAAACGAUGGGCCCAAGGAGAUAUAUUUCUCGAUGAAGAACUGGUGUCCGCGUUCGGUCGUCUUUUGCUUCUGGGAGGCCGGCGGGAUAUAGAUGACAUUUUGUCUUUGAUUGAGCAGACUAUGAACAUUCCCCGCCAAGUUCCACGACUAGGCACUGCAGCUCGUAAAGCGGUCGACCCUCUAGCCUCCACACCAAAAAUUGCUCCAGACACUGAAGGGGAGACUACUUCAGAUAGCCCGGCACUUGAGCAACCUAAUGGAGAUCCUCAACCAGAAAUCGCAGUGGUUGAUCUCUUUCAACCAGUCAAGGCUCCUGCUAGUCCAGGCCGACGGCGUGGCGUUUUCGCAAAACCAGGGCAGAAUUCACUCUCACUAGUCUUGGAAGCACUACUUGGACUGAAACUGAAAGAGGCAGCACAAAAGUAUUGGCAGGUUUUCACGACCCAGCAUAGUGUCCAGCCAGACCUUGAGAACUUUCAUGCUUAUCUUCGCAUCCUCCGCGUAGCAAGGGCAAGCAACGAGGCAACCAACGUUUUACAAAGCAUUCCCAUGCAAGACUUGAAGUACUCCACCUUCCGCAUUGCAAUGGCUGCUUGCCGGCGGGAUAAACUCAACAGGAACGCCUUUGCAAAUGGAGGAAGACUUCUUGAUCUGAUGCAAACAGCGCUCAGAGAACCUGACAUACCAUUUCUCGAAGACUACCUAGAACUCGCCAUCACUGCACCUGCAUAUUCGAAGAAGGUUUCCUCAAGCGGCAAGAAUGAAUGGUCCAGCCUCGAACAAGGGAAACAGAUCCAGCGAGCUCUGGAGCGCCUCAAUCCUUCAUUGCUGAACCUCAAAGCUAUGCUCCACUUUGAGGAUCCUCGGCUUGCAGAGAAGACCCCGCAUGAAAGAAAUAAACUCGUCGAUUCCAUCCUCUCUCUAACCAGAAGGAUGAUUUCGAGCUACGACCUUCUCGUGCACAAAGCCUUCGUCCCCCGAGACUUCCACGGAGCUCUCAAGGAACAACGCGGAAAACUCUCCGCUUUCGUGGCCCGACAUAAG